AACCCCUGACUUAUAGAGACCGACCGAUCUGUUUGAUAAAACGCAGUUUGUUGACUUCCUCUUUAGUUCCAUACAGCCCUUCCUCUUUAGUUCCAUACAGCCCUAUCUCUUUAGUUCCAUACAGCCCUUCCUCUUUAGUUCCAUACAGCCCUUCCUCUUUAGUUCCAUACAGCCCUUCCUCUUUAGUUCCAUACAGCCCUUCUUCUUUAGUUCCAUACAGCCCUUCCUCUUUAGUUCCAUACAGACCUUCCUCUUUAGUUCAAUACAGCCCUUCCUCUUUAGUUCCAUACAGACCUUCCUCUUUAGUUCAAUACAGCCCUUCCUCUUUAGUUCCAUACAGCCCUUCCUCUUUAGUUCCAUACAGCCCUUCCUCUUUAGUUCAAUACAGCCCUUCCUCUUUAGUUCAAUACAGCCCUUCCUCUUUAGUUCCAUACAGACCUUCCUCUUUAGUUCAAUACAGCCCUUCCUCUUUAGUUCCAUACAGCCCUUCCUCUUUAGUUCCAUACAGACCUUCCUCUUUAGUUCAAUACAGCCCUUCCUCUUUAGUUCCAUACAGCCCUUCCUCUUUAGUUCAAUACAGCCCUUCCUCUUUAGUUCCAUACAGCCCUUCCUCUUUAGUUCCAUACAGCCCUUCCUCUUCAGUUCCAUACAGCCCUUCCUCUUCAGUUCCAUACAGCCCUUCCUCUUUAGUUCCAUACAGCCCUGAGUAUGUUGUUGAUUCACUGGACCAGUGUUACCAUCUAAACAGCUCAAUGUAG
Candidula unifasciata is the source of this 758-nucleotide messenger RNA. The record is from the annotation of a GenBank genome assembly. Lineage: Eukaryota; Metazoa; Mollusca; Gastropoda; Stylommatophora; Geomitridae.